AUGGAAUUACCAAUUGUAUAUUAUCCUCGUCCAGAAUAUAUUGAAACAACUAUAAUUCAAACUGAUUGUGUUAUUCGUGGUGACCUGAGACGUACAGGAACCGGACAUGCAGUGGUGGUUGCUAUUGGUAGAUAUUGCCUUUUGACAAGAGGUAGCAUUAUCAGACCGCCAUAUAAAACAUAUAAAGGAGUUUUCAGUUAUUAUCCGGUGAAGAUAGGUGACCAUGUUACAAUUGGUGAAGGCAGUGUAGUGGAAGCAGCUAUCAUUGGUUCAUUUGUACAUAUUGGUAAAAAUUGUGUUAUUGGAAGAUUUGCAAUAAUUAAAGAUUGUUGCAGGAUCGAAGAUAACACUGUUAUAUCUCCAAAUACUGUGGUUCCUUCGUUCUCGAUCUAUGAAGGAUCGCCUGGUGUAUUUGUUGACGAAUUACCAGAAUGUGUACAAGAUAUUUAUGAAGCAAAAACAAAGGAUUAUUAUUCAAAGUUUCAGCCAAAGGAUAUGAUUAUUGUAAUAGCACAAGUAAUCUUAAUUAAAAUAUUAUUUUUUGAUCACCCUCAUCGCACUUCAACAGCAACAUCUUCUUCAUCGCCAUCAUCACCACCUACCACUAAUCCAACUACUUCAGUCGCACCAACAACAACUUUACCUCAUAAUUCUCCAGAUUUUACUUCUCCAAUAAGAGAUACUACAACUGUGACAUUGACAAGAAUGUCUGCUAUCCAUUAG
Molecule: messenger RNA, 723 nt
Organism: Entrophospora candida
Lineage: Eukaryota; Fungi; Glomeromycota; Glomeromycetes; Entrophosporales; Entrophosporaceae
Source: the annotation of a GenBank genome assembly